Molecule: messenger RNA, 828 nt
Organism: Ostertagia ostertagi
Lineage: Eukaryota; Metazoa; Nematoda; Chromadorea; Rhabditida; Trichostrongylidae
Source: the annotation of a GenBank genome assembly
AUGUCCAUAAAAUGGAACGAAGGUAGUUCCUAUCCAACGAGUUUCGACUACUCAGCCUAUAACCCACAAUAUUACAAUGGUAUGCGCGCCGGCUAUUACGGUAACGCGCUUGCGGCUGGCGCUACUGCAGCGUAUACGGGCACCGCGCUGUCCGCGGAGGCCUCGUCCGAGCUGUCAGCUUUCACGUUGAAAUGUGAUCGAAAAGGAGGAAAAUCAGCCAAGAAGAAGAAGACCGGCUCGUGCUCACCCGGCGAUGCUCAUUUUGCGAGGGUUUUCGUCUGGGAACUCGAUGACAUAUGUACCCUUACAACUAGUUCAUUGAAUGGACUCGCUCACAAGGCUCCCCAGUUCUCCCGAGCUGUGGCGCUCCUGCAAAACUUCGCUGCCAGGGUAGUCGCUCUCACGUUUCCAGCCGAUCAACUAGAGGAAAGUGAACUGUGCAAUGUGGAAGAUGCUGCAUUGGAGGAGAGUUUGGGUGAUGGUGCUCUUGUCGACGGACGCCCUGGUAGAACACGAUGUGGCAUGUCUUCGCAAAAAGACGAGAUCAACGACGCAUGCAGACAGAUCGAGCAGCUUUUCGGUGGCAGAACCGAUGCAGCAAGACGAUGGACUGAGUGUCGCCAGCGGACAGCUGUUUCUUCGGAGAAAUACGCGAACGUCGUGCUUUGCUCCCGAUCCGCUAGUGGCAGCCGUUGCCCAGUUGUUGCUGGCAGGCCUAGGCUCCCGCAGUACCCAUUGAAAACAUCUACAGUACUAGCAAAGCAGGAAGGGAAGCCGUUCUGGAUCGGAUCCAAAAUCGAUUCGGCAAAAAGUGCAGCUACGUGGUGA